AUGGCAGCCUCAGGCAAUGAAUCUCGAAUUACCCUCACUCGCAUUGCACAUGUCUUCUACACCCAUAAAGAAAUCGACAAAGCCCAUCAAUUCCUACUGGAUUUCGGAUUCCAGGAAAUCAAGCGUGUGGGCGAUGAUAUCUAUUACCGUGGCACCAGUUCGGAGCCAUUUGUGUACUGUGCGCGACAAGGCGAAAAAGACGGGUUUGGAGGUGCAGCCUUUGUCGUGGAAUCCGAAUCUGAUCUUUUUGCUGCGACAAAGUUACCUGGGGCGACAGAGAUCUACGACUUGAAAGAUGCGCCAGGUGGUGGUCGCUGCGUCACUUUCCAUGACCCCAUCGACAAGUUCCCAUUUCAUCUUGUUCAUGGACAAAAGGCCCAUGCCGAUGAGAAGGUGCUUCCACAACUUGAUUACAAUUUCCCAACAGACAAACACCGGCCAGGGAACAAGACACAACGAUUCAAAAAGGGCCCUGCACCUGUGCACAAAUUAGGUCAUUUCGGAAUGUGUGUCACCAAUUUUGCGAAGGCGUUUGAAUUCUAUACUACGCGGUUCAACUUCAAGCCAAGCGAUCUGAUUCACGAUUCUACCGGAAGAGAUAUAACCACCUUUCUCCAUCUGGACCGCGGUUCGGAGAUGGUCGAUCACCAUUGCUUUUUCUUUUUCGAGGGACCUAGGUCGCACGUUCACCACUCAUCAUUUGAGACGCAUGAUUUUGACACACAAGUGCUGGGUCACGACUGGCUCCGCAGCAAGGGGUAUGAGAACUGCUGGGGCGUUGGACGUCAUAUCAUGGGCAGUCAGAUCUUCGAUUAUUGGUUUGACACCUCUCGUUUCAUUAUCGAGCAUUACGUGGAUGGUGAUUUGGUAAAUGACCAACACCCAACGAAUCGAUCCCUUGCCACACCGGAUAAUUUGCACGUUUGGGGUCCCGACCUUCCUCCCACCUUCCUGCAGUAG
Messenger RNA from Aspergillus caelatus, 960 nucleotides. Its product is annotated as VOC family protein. Bases 1 to 960 code for a protein of 319 amino acids. Gene Ontology annotation, biological process: L-methylmalonyl-CoA metabolic process. Gene Ontology annotation, cellular component: mitochondrion. The record is from RefSeq and is a predicted model, not a curated record. NCBI's taxonomy places the organism in Eukaryota, Fungi, Ascomycota, Eurotiomycetes, Eurotiales, Aspergillaceae. Gene Ontology annotation, molecular function: methylmalonyl-CoA epimerase activity. The transcript has 6 exons.